Rubroshorea leprosula is the source of this 764-nucleotide messenger RNA. The record is from the annotation of a GenBank genome assembly. Lineage: Eukaryota; Viridiplantae; Streptophyta; Magnoliopsida; Malvales; Dipterocarpaceae.
CUAGGGUUUCCCGCGGCAACUUGGCUAUAGUAGAGAAGAGAGAACCGCGAAAAAUGGCAGAGAAAGCUCCCGUUCCGAUGGUGCAAUGCUUUGGCCGCAAGAAGACGGCGGUGGCUGUGACCACCUGCAAGCAAGGCAAAGGAAUCAUCAAGAUCAACGGUUGCCCUAUCGAGCUGGUGGAGCCUGAGAUCCUCCGCUUCAAGGCAGUUGAACCAAUCCUUCUCCUCGGCCGUUCUCGCUUCAACGGCGUCGAUAUGAGGAUCCGCGUCAAGGGUGGAGGGCAUACUUCCCAGAUCUACGCCAUCCGUCAGAGCAUCGCCAAGGCUCUCGUGGCUUUCUACCAGAAGUACGUUGAUGAGCAGAGCAAGAAGGAAAUCAAGGACAUCUUGGUCAGGUAUGAUCGGACUUUGCUUGUGGCUGAUCCCAGGCGGUGCGAGCCCAAGAAGUUUGGUGGAAGAGGUGCAAGGGCGAGGUUCCAGAAGAGUUAUCGUUAAGCUCUCUGUUGGUUUUGGAAAAUUAGUAGUCUGGGUUUCUGUCUUUUUUCAGGGAUAAUGCUUAUGCUUUUAAGUUUUAUGAACUGGGGAAGAUUAGUAUUCGUAGUUAUGACUGUUUAAAGUUUCCAAAUUUUAAUUCAUGUUUUGCUUAUUUUAUCUACUCAUAAGAGGUACUGUUAUGUUGCUGAGGUUUUGGAUUGUAUUGAUGAAACUAGAAUCAGUUAUUUGUGGGAUUUUGUUACUUUUAGCUUAUAAAUCUUACUGUUAUAU